AUGGAGGUACCAAAAAUCUUCCUCCGGCCGUUUGAUCUUUCAGACGCCGAGGACGUGCUUAAAUGGGCCGGUGAAGAUGACGUCACGCGUUACCUCCGAUGGGCCUCCGUUAAAACGGUUGAAGAAGCCGAAGAGUAUAUUCUUCAAAAGGCUAUACCACAUCCAUGGCGACGUUCCAUCUGUCUCCUCGACGACGGUCGUUCUAUAGGUUACGUCUCCGUCAGGCCAGAUUCCGGCGACGGUAUGUGCCGUGCCAACCUCGGAUACGCCGUGGCCAAAGAGUUUUGGGGGCGGGGGAUAGCGACGGCUGCGGUGAAGAUGGCGGUGGAGCAGGCUUUCGAGAGUUUUCCGGCGGUGGUGAGGGUACAAGCGGUGGUGGAAGUGGAGAACAGAGCGUCUCAGAAGGUUUUGGAGAAAGCUGGGUUUGAGAAAGAGGGUUUGCUUAAAAAGUAUGGAUUAUGCAAUGGAGUGGUUAGAGACAUGUUUUUGUAUAGUUUUGUUAAUUAA
Microthlaspi erraticum is the source of this 507-nucleotide messenger RNA. NCBI's taxonomy places the organism in Eukaryota, Viridiplantae, Streptophyta, Magnoliopsida, Brassicales, Brassicaceae. The record is from the annotation of a GenBank genome assembly.